AGUGUGUACUGUGUGCUUGCUGCAGGGGUAAUAGGGACGGAACAAACAGAAGACGGCACGUUAAAACGCUGGAAUGAUUGCAUUGUUUGUGUAACUUCUACUAAUGUAACGGGUAAGGGAGACGCUGAGGGGCUGAAUGCGCAACCAGGUGCAGGCUCGCUUCCAGUCAUGACCUCGGGGAAUGGGAACAAUGCGCCAACGGUUACCGGCAGCACCCCGCAUAAUGGCGAGAGCAAACCGCCCCAGGCAAUAGUGAAACCCCAGAUCCUCACCCACGUCAUUGAGGGAUUUGUGAUCCAGGAGGGAGCCGAGCCUUUCCCUGUGGAACGUCCGUUGUCGUUGCUGAUCGAGAACCUGAAGAAACACAAACAGCAAACACAUUCUGACUCAGAGAAGACUACCUCCUUCAAUAACGCCACAGACUCUGAGAUGGAGGACUUAUCACACCAAGAGCUGAAGCAGCAGGAGGAGCCCACCCUGACGUGUGAGCUGUGUGGCAGAGUGGACUUUGCCUACAACUUCAAGAGAUCCAAGAGGUUCUGCUCCACAGUGUGUGCCAAACGGUAUAAUGUGGGGUGUACAAAGCGAAUGGGCCUCUUUCCAAAUCGACAAACCACCAUGGAGAAACUGAAGAAGCAAAGAAUGUUGGAUGGAAACCAACAGAAGUCAAGUUCAGAAACCAAAAAACAGACUCCCACCACUGGCCAACAAACUGGCGGUGGGUCGUUGACGUCCAGCCACCCCUCUCACGGGGAGUCCAGCCAGUGUUCGGACAUGUCCAGCUACGAUGGUCCCCCUUCGCCCCCCCUGUCUGCUGCCAGCUUCGGUGCUUCCAGGCCCCAGGUGGGCGGAGGGCCUGAGCACAUGGAGGGCUAUGGACAAAAGCUGCCCCUCCUCUCCCAGCACUUCCUGCCCAGCAACCCAGCCAAGUGGAACGUGGAGGACGUCUACGAGUUCAUCUGCUCCCUGCCAGGUUGCCUGGAGAUAGCCGAGGAGUUCCGCUCGCAGGAGAUCGAUGGCCAGUCCUUGCUGCUGUUGAAAGAGGACCACCUCAUGGGCACCAUGAACAUUAAACUGGGGCCUGCGCUCAAGAUCUUUGCCCAGAUCAGUAUGUUGAGAGACUCGUAGCCCCUCUCUGGAGUCGCUAAACACUGCAGGAAAAGACAAUGUUCUCUGGACCCCUCAACUCUGACCAUGCUCAAGCCUCCCACUGUGGCAGGUGGGUUCCAGGGUGGUGGCGGAUGGACGAAGGGUGUGUCUCUGUCCCAUAGAAGAUGAUUGUCUAUAGGAUAUUGACAGCGCUAUCGAAGUUUAGAGCUUUGACUCUGUGGACGUCUCCUAUGCCAUGCAGGAACCGUUAGCUACUGUAUGAGUUGUACUGUGGAUGGUGUACUAUGCACAAGUAGCUCACCCAGCCAGACUCCAAGUGGACAACAAGGUGGUACUUUAGUUCAGAAAUGCCAUAACUAGUAGUCAGUUUCUAAGAAUUGUGAGAUAGUUGCAUCGUAUAACUUUUCCAUAGAUAAUAUAUUUUUGGUUCUUGACUGGAAGUUGGUGUUUAGGGCAUUUUGGUCUUGGCGGAAAGUGGUUGAAUACCUGCCUAGGACUGUAUUUUACAGUUCAUGCCUUGAAUAGGAUGUAAUUAAGUAUUUUUUAAAAUAUAUAAAUUCAACAAAAUAUCCUAAGA
Messenger RNA from Coregonus clupeaformis (lake whitefish), 1687 nucleotides. Its product is annotated as polyhomeotic-like protein 2. Gene Ontology annotation, molecular function: protein binding; zinc ion binding. Gene Ontology annotation, cellular component: PRC1 complex; nucleus. The transcript has 7 exons. NCBI's taxonomy places the organism in Eukaryota, Metazoa, Chordata, Actinopteri, Salmoniformes, Salmonidae. Bases 169 to 1128 code for a protein of 319 amino acids. The record is from RefSeq and is a predicted model, not a curated record.